GUGAAAAACAAGUGGAGUCUCCAUUAUAUUUGGACAUUUCUAGUUGCUUUAAGAAUGGAGGAGUAGUGUAUUCUUCCAACUCUUUUUUAUCCCAUUCCAAGAGGUAUACAUAUGUUAUUGCUGGCACAACCUCAGAAUAUUGCUUUCCAGAAGACGGGAUGAUGAGCGUAUGGGAUUUGGAGGAGUCGUGCCAAAUAGAGCAAAUGUCUCUGUUGUCAACAAAGAGGGAAUCAUUUUGUCCAAAUAAUAGUGAUGGAUAUUUUCGAUGUACUGACAUUUACGAUGCAGUGGUCUCCGGCUUUAUGCUUUCAUGGAUCCAAGUUGCUUGUCAUAAUUCCACACCUAGAGAUGAUUAUUGCAACAUCAAGGACGACGCGAAUUACCCUGUUCGGUGCUACGACAGCUACGACCAAGGAGGGCCCGUGAGAUUCUAUAUUAAACUAUUUUGGAAAUGUGGCAAAGUUCUUGCAGCCGUUAUCAAACUACUAGUGCCGAGGAAAAUAAGACAAAAAUUGGGCAUUCCUUAUGAUGGCUGGGACGUCUACGACAUUUUGUUAACCGGCCUACAGUCGAACAUGCUCUACGUCAGCGGACCAUCCAUUGCACUAAAGGUACUUGGGACUCCCUGUGUGAUUGCAUUUCUGAUAUAUAAAUGGCGUAGGAGGCAUUUAUCGAUGUAUGACAAUAUUGAAGAAUUUCUGCAAAGCUACAAUAAUCUCAUGCCAAUAAGGUACUCUUACUCAGAAGUUAAGAAGAUGACCAAAAGUUUUAAGGAUAAAUUAGGUGAAGGAGGCUUUGGCACUGUAUUUAAAGGAAAGCUUCAAAGUGGCCGUCUUGUGGCUAUAAAGAUGUUAAGCAAGUCUAAAGCUAACGGACAAGAUUUUAUCAACGAAGUUACAACCAUUGGAAGGAUUCAUCAUGUUAAUGUAGUACAACUCAUUGGUUUUUGUGUUGAAGGAUCAAAGCGGGCCCUAGUAUAUGAGUUCAUGCAUAAUGGCUCUCUAAAUACAUUCAUAUUUUCCCCAGAAGUAAGUUCCCUCCUAAGCUAUGACAAAAUGUAUGAUAUAGCUCUAGGAGUGGCUCGUGGAAUUGAAUAUCUACAUCAAGGAUGUGACAUGCAGAUUUUGCAUUUUGAUAUCAAGCCUCACAACAUUCUUCUUGAUGAGAAUUUUACUCCAAAAGUUUCGGACUUUGGCUUGGCAAAGCUAUAUCCAGCAGAUAAUAGCAUUGUCUCUUUGACUGCUGCAAGAGGGACGUUAGGAUAUAUGGCUCCUGAGUUGUUCUACAAAAACAUUGGAGGUGUCUCAUAUAAAGCUGAUGUUUAUAGUUUCGGAAUGUUAUUGAUGGAAAUGGCUGGACGAAGAAGGAAUGUAAAUGCAUCCGCAGAACACUCAAGCCAAAUAUACUUCCCUACUUGGGUAUAUGACCAAUUGAACGACAAAAACGACAUAGAAAUGGAAGACGCCACAGAGGAUGAAAGGAAAAUAGGCAAGAAGAUGAUCAUUGUCGCGCUAUGGUGUAUACAAAUGAAGCCUAAUGAUCGCCCUUCAAUGAGCAAAGUCGUACAAAUGCUCGAAGAAAAAGUUGAAUACUUACAAAUGCCUUCCAAACCUUCUCUAUCAUCACUAGACAUAAUCACAACCGGUGGUGAAGAGAGUUCGAAUCAAUCAAGUGAAUCAUCUCAAUCUUAGUCUUUUGAUUUAUUAUAUUCCCGCUAAAGGAUAAAAUUAGUUUUCUUAUAUAUAUUUGAUAGUGCAAAUAUGCUUAAUAUUUAUGUGUAACAAAUACGAGUUUGUUUU
Messenger RNA from Corylus avellana, 1799 nucleotides. The record is from RefSeq and is a predicted model, not a curated record. NCBI's taxonomy places the organism in Eukaryota, Viridiplantae, Streptophyta, Magnoliopsida, Fagales, Betulaceae.